Messenger RNA from Amoebophrya sp. A25, 5339 nucleotides. NCBI's taxonomy places the organism in Eukaryota, Dinophyceae, Syndiniales, Amoebophryaceae. The record is from the annotation of a GenBank genome assembly.
CCAGCAGAGAGGUAUGAUAGUACCUAUUACUCUCGCUUGUCUCGUAUGUCUUUCGAACUGUUUCGGUCGCUUCUCUCCAGACUACCGCGCGCCCCCCUCGUUCGCAGUACUUACCCUGUCGACGGUCAAAACAAAGGCUCGUCCUGCUGACUGCUGUGUUUACCAUAAGUAUGAUCAAUUUCGAUCUCGAUUCGUACUUAGUUAGAAAGAAGGGCUGCAAUAAUCUUCUCCUCUCGUUGGAUGAUGAGUAAAAGCUGCAGGCACAUCCACCUGAUGUGGUGUGUCAGUUUUCAACAAUUUCAUGACGAUUCACGACUCUUAAGCAUACUGCUGUUCUGGUAAUGUACCUGUGCGAAUUUCUACCACAACAACUACUGUUGAGUCUCAAUAACAAGAAGAUCAAUCUACUUUAAGAUCGUGUUGGACUUCAAAAACUCGAAAUAUAAGAGACCUGAGCAACAAGAUGACGCGAGGACGCUCCAAGUCCUUGCAGCGCUCUACCUUUGUAGUUUCUACGACUACAGCCCUCUGUGGAGGCGCUUUUGGACGCGAACAGGCUAAUGAAGCGUUUUCGUUUCGCGGCUCUCAUAGACUGGCGAGACUAGAGUUAAGGCUGCCCUUCUUGUCCUCUAAUGUGUUCCCAUCGUCGGAGGUAGACGAGGUUGUAGAUGAUAAGUUAGCACGUGGCGGCGGCCCUUAAGGGAGGGCCUAUUAUUAGCCUAACUCUAUUACAAGCACCCCUCAAGGAGCCUCCUUGAGGAGCAUCUUUGUUCCUUAAGGAAAAGCUAGAUUUUAACUUUUUGUAGUUUCCUUCUAAGGAAGGCGCUUAAGGAAGACUCUUAAGGAUUUCUUUGGGAGAAGAUGCUUAGUACCCUAUGUAUAAAUACUUACUAACAUUCCCAUCAUCGGAGGUAGAGGCUGUAGAUAGAGGUACGUAGGUCUGGCUCAGGCACUCGCCCUUUCCCUGAUUUUCCAUCUACUGCAGACUCAUUGGUAGUAGGCCCAUCAUCCUACUUGCUUGGACGGUCGUGAAUAUGAACUGUCCCUUAACAAGAUGUUGAAGCAUGUUCAGAAGUAGCAUCUAAUAGAACGGGAACACCAACAAGCUCAAGAAGAUACAAGCGCGACAGAUGGGAUGACAUCCGAUGACAUGCAAAUUGCAGCCGGGGGACAAAUGUACUUUUUUCUGACUUUGACCUUCUGUUAUCGUUGGCCCGUCUGUCAUCGCUCUCAAUGUCAACAUCUUCUUCAUCUUCUUCUAUUUUCAUCGUCAUGUUGUUCCCUCCCCUUCAUCCUCAUUUUUGAGGUCAUUUAUCAUUUGGCCUAAUCGUCAUUACCUUCUGCUUCACAGGAGUAAUAGUAACACGAAGAAGAGACAUGCGAGAACAGCAUCACAAACGCCACCGACGAGCCCCUCGAAGCAGUCGAUUACGAAGAGUCAAAUAAGUACUUUGACUUUGUCACAUGAAUUGAGCUUGAGCGUCUUCAUCUUCUUCGGGGCGUUCUCUUUGUGCUGCAGCGUGAUGGUGAGAUCCAAACUUCUGUUUUAGAGAUGAAGAGGGUUGUUAGAUGCAUAACAAGUAGGAAAAGUACAACUUGAACUUUGGUUUCGUCAACAUUCGAAUUGUAACAAGUACACCAGGAUGCUUAUGAGACACUCUUCUUGUACGGAAGCACUAUGAUACUCACACCUUUUCGAUCUUCAACAAGUACACAUCCACGACUUCUAAUUUGACGUUUCUCGAAAGCGAAAGCGAAACUAAGGCACCAGGUUGUCUGGGCAAUAUGCGACUUGGCUGCCUUGGUGAGGAUGACUCUGGUGCUGGGACAGCAAACGGGAGUGCGCGAAGUACUUGUGAACCUGAACCCUCAUAGUUCUUUUAUUUCUUACCCUUACGACGUUUUAUCUUCAGAUUUUUGAUCCGUCCAAUAAGAUACAGUGUUAUUCUUGAUUGAUAUUGAUGUUGUCAUUCUUCAUUUUUGAUCGUAACCACAACAGGAGUGCAUUCGUGAAAUUUGAGAAAUAUGAUAACCAAACCAGAUCAACCGCAACCGGCGAAAUUAGUGCCUCCUGAAGAUACACAGGAUCCGGAUCUCAGCGGUUCGACUCCUUUUUGUCUUCAUUUGAGAAGUCAUCUAAAAGACCUUUUUAGGUCCUCUUGCAAGACGUUUUUGAAUGAACAGUAUCAAUCUUCUAUACAUGUUGCAUCAUGUCCUGUUUAGGCUCGCGCUUCCUCGCGCCAUUCUUCGGAAUCUUGUCAGGAACUGUCUCACCUUGCCGAUGGUUAACGAAGACCAUUUGAGGUGCAUUGAUGAUGAUCCCCCACGUGGCAUCAUGUCGAGCUCAACUUUGAUUACACUAUCACUAAGCAAAUAGCUCGUGUAUCUCAUUCAUCCUCCCAUCACCAGAUUUCUGCAAGGGGAGUGAAGUCAAAUAUCUGCGUACAAAAGCGAGUGGAAGUGACCCCUUCUUCGUUUAAGGCAUUCUCAUUCAGAAAUCCAUCGUCUAGAACAUCUUUGAAGAGAACGAAAGCGGGGACCGAAAUGCCUCUGGUGAUGGAUUUCUGCACCUUCUAAUUCGUGUUCGGAACCACAGCAAAGAGAGAGACUGGGAAAGCGCCAUCGGAUCUAGCAAAGGAGGCACUUGACACCGUCAAGACGGAGCAGAAGAUAGUUUCGCGUGGGGAUUCGCCCUGUUUCGCUGAAACUGCGCAAAAUGGCAAGUGGGUGGCUGCCGAACCCGAAGAUGAAACGAUCGAGAUUAAGGCGGAUACGAAUAACAGCAAUCACAACGUUGGUUUUAGUGGUCAUCUUCAUGUGUAUACGCUGUUUCAACAAGAAGUUGAUACAAAGUUGAUACAAAGUUGAUACAAUUAUUUGUUAGAUACCGUAUUCGUAUCCAUUUAGGAUUUUCGAAGAUAAUGAGCUAGUGGAAGAAAAAUUCAGAAUACGCAUAAAUUUCGCUGAAAUAAAGCCAUGACUGAGAGGAGUUGAGGCAAACAUGAUUUUAUUGAUUCCCACCUACGAGUUCCGAAAUUAAUUUCCUACAAAUAGCAAUACUACAACCACCUUCGCGUUCGCCAUUAAUCCCAGGGAGACACCCCUAAUACUAGGUGCAUAUCUAGACAAAGAGAAUGUUUUAGAUAUGUCGGCCCCUUUUGGCUAUUUCUAAGUUAUAAGGAAAGGGGGAACACCAACGCCAACACUUAUAUAAAUAUGUUUCAGGGCUGCACGGUGCCCCUCCCUGUGGUGUGGUCUGUGGUGGCGCGCGCGCGCGCUUUUCCGCGCUGAUUUUCGCGGUUUCUAGUUGUGAAAGGCGUCAAAACUUGGCGCGGGCCUCCCCUUGCGCCUCUCAGCGUGUCCCGCAUGGACCUCCUGGCCUCUGCUGGCCCUCGCAGGUGGGAGGUCUCCGGGGUAAAAGGCCACGGUCGCAAGAGCAAGCAAGCCGAUGACCAAGGGCCCGGAGGGUACAGGCUGCACGGCUCAGGGGGUCCAGCCCCUCGCCUUUUGCCGCCUUCGGAGGCCUUCCAAAACUGGCGCACUGCUGCGGCGGCGAAGCAUAUCGGAGGCGCUUACUUAGGUCACCGGCAGGCACCUGGACGGGGGCGCAGGCGGUCCCUUGGGCCCCUUUCGAAGCCUCCCACCUACGUCGGAGGCCUGGAGGGAACAACCAGGCAGCUGGAGGGGUUCGGAGGAGGGAGGUCGCUUGGCCCUCUUUUGAGGCCUUCCACCCCCGGCAGACGCCUUAAAAAGGGGCCGGGGGCUGCACGGUACCCCCCGGGGGGGUGUGCCGUCGCCCUGCGCCCUGGAUCAUAUAUAAAGAAAGGAAGGCUCGGCGAAUCCGAUUUGAAUUGUAUUCAAGGAAAUGAAUCGGAAAGUGAUGAAUGCUCCGUCUCUAAUCUUGAAUGGACUCCCAGCGACCAAACCGCACCGCUACCAUGGGUGCAGGCGGGCAAUCCCUGCCAUUACGAAAUGUGGCAAGCCGCAGAAGCAGAACCAGAAGCAACGGGCCAGUGGGUAUCAAGGGAGGGCAAAUGCACAGAGCAGAGCUUCCAACUAGUAGGGGAGCCAGAUGAAACUGGUGCGACGUGUAAGGAGCUCGUGUGCAAACCAGAAGAAGGAGAGAGCAUUAACAUUGCAAACGCCUUCGGCGCGGACGAAGGUUCGUAAAGAUGAAUUAGACUUGUUUUCCAAUAAUUAUUGCUAACAUUCAUUAUCAUUACUACAGUGAAGGAGAUAAUGAUAAUGUCUUAACUUCAAUGAAUGAACCACGACUACCACGGUUUCUCAAUCUUACCAUCACCAGAUCCCUGUAAAGCGGAAAAGGGGUACUUUAAGUACGUAAAAAAUGAUGCGGCCGGACAUUUAACGAUGGAUUCCUUUGUGUGGAAACCACUGGUGAAGAACGCCGCCAACUACAAACCCGCGGAAGGCGAGGUCAAGAGCAUCCCACCGAAGCUUCGGAUACCGAUAGUAGAAAAGGAUGGAAACAACCUGGGAACUACGUGUUUCGACGAAACAAAGGAGGGCGCUUGGGAGGAAGUGAAGGAAAUCUUCAACAACAACGAGGAAACCCUUUGGAUUAAGGCCAGCAACAAUUGUAUCAAUUAUAGAGUUCUUCUUCAAAUUAUCACAUGAUCUAGUCCGAUCCCACUGAAGCUGAAGAUCCUCCCGUUCCUGCCUACAAUCGAAUCUAUUUCAUGAUUGAUAUGAUACUAUUAGAGGUCGAGGUAGUACUAGAGGCGUCCGCGUCGACAUUUUUACAACAGUUAUCCUCUCUGUAUGUUGUGAAAGUAAAUGUGACCGUUUUCGUGUCGUUGCAUCGUCAUACUGCUCUUCCUCUUUGUACAUAGAUUCUUAUCCUACAUACAGAAAAACAAAAAUUCGAAAGUCAAUAGAAACGACUUUCAUUGAAUGGUGUCCGGAUCAGUUGUAGUCUGUCAGGAGGAAAAGUAGUUGAUGUUUCCAAUGGAAUCAUACAAGAAGUAGGCAGAAAAAUAUAUUUCUUACUGAUUGUUUGAGCUGCAUCUUUCCAAUGCUUUUAGAGUUAAGAGAGAAGAAGACGUACUAACCGUAAAGGCGCUGUUGUUAGAGACAUAUGCGUUGCACAAAGACAAAGUCUCUACUUGUGAUACUUGAGUAAGACAAUCUAUUUUAAUUGCUCUAAUAUUCGAUGGGUUCCUGAGAAGGAGCGCGCAGCGUUACCAUGGCUAGAGGAGGGCGCCGAAUGCCUUUACUACGAUGGCGCAAACAGUACUCCUUGGCAGACGGGUGAAUGCAAGAAGAAACUCCUACACUCGGAGUGUUUCCAGUUGGAGUGUGGACCAAAAGCAACAUAA